This is a messenger RNA of Astrephomene gubernaculifera, 2492 nucleotides long. Lineage: Eukaryota; Viridiplantae; Chlorophyta; Chlorophyceae; Chlamydomonadales; Astrephomenaceae. The record is from the annotation of a GenBank genome assembly.
GCAAUACGUCGUAAGAUUGCCUUUUGUAAACUAAUCACUCCUUGUCGCUUACGCGCUUUGUAGCUGCACGCUAUUAGACGCCUGCAAGCAUGAGCUGACGAUGCACUGUCGAACAUUUGAACCUUUUCGAGGGGAUGCGCGUGUUCUAAGGCAUCAGCACUGGUCGCACUAGAAAUUUACCGGCCCCGUGACUGGCAACUUUUACGUUAGGUGCCACGUGAUUCCACGCAUUCGGUGUAAACGUGGUACUCAUGAGCGAGCAUACAAAGAGCUCUAGCUCUUGUCUAACGGACAUGGCACUGUGCUUUGAGGAACACCUUAUCUUCACAGCGGGCCGCCAACAACUCGGCCCUGCGAGGGCUAGUUUAGGCGGAGAUAUCUCUGUUCGGACUAUAAAUUCUACUGGCACACAUAUGUCUGGAAACGAAGGGAACUCUUCGGGUGGACAGGAUGCACUGCCGGCUUCGCUGUUCUUUCAUUACCCACUUUGUAGAGGGAACGUGCCCCCAGCACGGUGGGCACAUGCUGCUGCCGUUGUGGACGGCGUGCUAUGGGUCUACGGAGGCGUGGGAAAUUCCGUCCUCGAUGACCUUUGCGCCCUUGAUGCUGACACGUUAUCCUGGAGAGUAGUUAGCACGCAUGCUGCUCGGGCCAAGGACAGGCCUGAAAAGAUGCUUGGUCACGCAGCGGCCGCAAUCGGCAGCAAGAUUUGGAUUUUCGGCGGCCAGCAAGGCCGCAAGUUCCUGCGCACGCUGUACUGCUUCGACACCGAAACGUGCACCUGGACUCGUCGCGACACGGACUCCCUGCCACCCGCCCGCGCCGGCCAUGCCAUGGUCACCGUACACGGCAGCGUGGUCUACCUCUUCGGCGGCCAGGGCAAACGCCUGUACAACGACCUCUACAAACUGGACCCGGCCACAGGCACGUUUGCCGAGGUGGAGGCGUCUGGCAAGCCGCCCACGCCGCGGCGCGGUCACAGCAUGGUGUGGGACGGCAAGGACUACCUGGUCUGCUUUGGCGGCAUCAAUGCGUCCUCCACAGACGCGCAGCUGACGGUGUUUUCGCUGUCGCGCGGCGCGUGGUUCACGCCGCAGGCUUUCGGGCCCGCGCCCUCCGCGCGCACGCAGCACACUGCGCAGCUGCUGUCGCCCGGCGUGAUCCUCAUCUUUGGCGGCUGCAACAGCUCCGGCACGUUUUUCAACGACACCGUUCUGCUAGACACGCGGACGUUCACCUGGCACAAACCCACGCUGCUCAACACCGCACCCGCGCCGCGCUACCACCACACCUGCUGCGUGGUUAACGGUCGUACGGUCAUAUACGGCGGCAUCAACAGCAAGCAGACGUUUGACGGUGUGGUAAUCGUGGAAAGCAAGUUCAUGUCAGACAUAAGCAGCGUUGCGGAGGAGCUUCUGCGCAUGUCCGCGGAUGCGUCCUCAGCGCCGGCGUCGAUGUUCAUGCCGACCAGCAAUGCGCCCGCGGGUUUAGCGACCGCACCCAGGAUGUUGUCAUCGCUGGUGGGACCACCGGGACCGGCGCCCUCGGCUUCAUCCGCGCAGUCGCUGGGCGGCACGCAGACUGCGCAGAGCGCCCAGGGGCCGACACAGCCGGGGCAGGGCGGUGCUGGGGCGGGGGCGGGAGCUGCAGAGCAGCUGUUUGCCGGCAACAGCAGCAAGUCGUUGGAUGCGGUGAAGGUGCAGCUAACGGACUUGCUGCUGCGGAGGAACUUGGAGGAGCAGCAGCUGCACACCGCCAAGAAGGCCGAGACGACGGAGUCCCUUUUGUGUAAGGAGCGCGAGGCUCGCGAGGCCGCUGUGAAGGAGCUGCUUCAAUGCAAGCUGCUGCUGUCGGAGGCGGAGGCAGACAAGUCAGCGGCGCAGCAGCAGCUGCAAGAGGUGCUGGGCAAGGCAAACCGUGAGGCGGCGGCGUUGGCUGGGCUUCGGAGCCAGCUUGAGGCACUGCAGGCCAAGCUGGCAUCACGCGAGGAGGAGCUGCAAGAGGCGCGGCUGCUGCAGGACGGGCUGGUGAAGGAGCUAGGCAUCAUGGCCUCCCGCUACAGCCGCCUUGCGGUGGACAUCCAGGAGGGCGGCAGCGGCGGCGCCGAGCACACCACCCGGCACUCCCAGCAGCCCACCACCGGCAUCACCAUCAGCAGCGGCAUCAGCGGCAUCGGCGGCUCCGGAACCACCAAUCGGAGCAGCCUGGGAAGCAUGCUGGCCUCGCAAACGGUGCGGCUAUCCGCUCCGACGCCCGGCAGCAUGGCCGUCGCUGGGGGUGCUCGGAACAACAACAACGGCAACGGCAACAACGGUAGCAACAACACGGAGGCCACGGGCGGCGUCGUUGAGGCGGCAGUUCAGCCGAGCGGCAGCUACAGCGUGCCGCUUCCAGAGCCCUCUGUGCGCACCAUGCUGACUUCGGGGGUUGGUGUGCCUGCGCUGUCCGCAUCCUGUACGGCUUCUGAGUUGAAUAGCAGCAGCGGCGGCGGC